Messenger RNA from Penicillium nucicola, 4164 nucleotides. Its product is annotated as Sec7 domain protein. Gene Ontology annotation, molecular function: guanyl-nucleotide exchange factor activity. Bases 1 to 4164 code for a protein of 1387 amino acids. The transcript has a single exon. Gene Ontology annotation, biological process: regulation of ARF protein signal transduction. Lineage: Eukaryota; Fungi; Ascomycota; Eurotiomycetes; Eurotiales; Aspergillaceae. The record is from RefSeq and is a predicted model, not a curated record.
AUGUCCCAGCAACGGGAAGCACAAGCUGCCAAUUCCCCUCCUCGCACUCCUCCGUCACAAACCGCCAGAUACAAGCCUUCAAAGCGCGGGUAUCAAGCUCGACCUUCCAUUCGCGAUGCCUUCCCGGACGCCCCCGUCGAGAAUACUGCAAGAGUCAGCGAAUCCGGAGACGAACGAGAUCCCCAUGACCUGUCUUUAUCUCCAAAACAUGCUGCUCGAACCUCUAUUGUCGACAACAUGCUCCUCUCGUUGGACCAAUUCGCCCCCAGCUCGUCCAUUUUAGAUGACUAUCGCCUGUUUAACUCCGCCUUUGAAUCCGACCAGCACAGUCAUUACUCCCAGGAAUCGAACUCGCAUGGCAGAUACCGGGGCCACACGUUCUCUUCAUCAAUGUCAUCGGAACCAGACUAUGGAUAUGAGGAUGGCAGUGGCCGAUAUGCAACGAUCACGGCCACCAAGGGCCGACGAAGCAACAGCAGUUCCAAUCACCAGACAGCACCAAGGCGGAUGGGAAGCUCUCGCGGCGGAGACGCAAUGAGUUCGCGUGUUGGUGGAACUAUGCCACGAACAAACAACGCUCGUCAAGGUAGCAAAGGGAGCUCUUCGUCCGCCGCAGACUACUCGUAUACAAUCCCCAGAGCACGAAUGGAUCAGGGCUUGGACCGACGCUCAAACAGUUUCGACUGCGGACCCAAACGAGCCUACGUUCCGUAUGCGGAACCUAAUGUUGGGCAGGAUUCGAUGCUGUACGACGACGACGACGCUGCGCCCACUCCAAGUGUCCCAGCUGGACCCCGAAAAGUGCCCGAUUACAAUCAGACACCAACUGCUUCUUCUUCGAGAACCCCAGUGGCAUCACGACGCACGAGCCCGAAAUCUGCAGCUCCUCAGGCGCGGAAGACUCGUCCUGAUAAUAUCGGCACGGGGACCCUGAGAGUUCGGGAUAAUGAAUUCCAAAAUAUGGGUGAUACGGACCUUGAACCCCCGCCGGCCAUCUCGGAUUCGUUGGAUCCUCCCGCUCCAAGUCCGACUAUUUCGUAUAACAAGCCAGCUUUUCCCCCAGCAGACCCCGUGCACACAACCACAACCAUCACUUCAAACGGUGGCGGAAUCAACGCAAAAGAACGCCCAGGCUUCUUCAGGCGUGUGUUUGGGUCUAAGAACCAGUCUCCUGGGCCUGCAGAUUCGCCUAUUUCCAGCUACAACGCCAACGAUCUCUCUUACCUUCAGGACCCCGAGCCCAAGGACAACAAUGGGGCAACUGCCAACCUGAGGACACGAAAUCUCCAGGCUCCAAAGAGCUCUGCGGGUGCUUCUCCGGCAUCUGUCCGCACAGGGUCACCUCAGGUGGUGAACAAAAAGUCCUCGUUCUUCCGUAGAAGAAAGAAGUCGGUGGCUGAACACGUCCCUCCGCCCAUCAUGAUUCCCCAGCAUCUUGCGUCAAACAAUGCGGAUACCAUGAAACCACACCCAAGCCCUGUGAGCAGUUUGCGGCAGGUCAUGAAUCCAUAUCUCGACCACGUACCAGACCAAAAAGAAAACAAAGAAGUCUCUGACUGGGAGGCUCAAGUACGAGAGCCCGAAUUUUUGCAGGCACAGAAAAAACGAGAGAGCGUAUCGGCUCCCGGUGCUCCCAAAGCUAGGGCUUCUCUUCAGCCUUCUGCUCCCCCACGUGGCCAAGAUCAUUUAGCGCCCAUAGAUACUCGUGCUCAACCAUCGGAUGAUGAAGUGUCUCCCGACCCGAUUAUUCUAGAAAAGCCCCAGAGCAACGGUGCCCCUGCGGCUUUGUCCCCGGUGGUGGAAGAUUUCUCGCGCAGCGUCAAUUCCACCAAAGAGGCCCCUCGCAUCAAUGUGACAAAACUGAUACUUCCUGAUGACAAUCCUUGUGACUCCCCCGUGGAGUCUGUUUCAGAGACAUCGCAGUACCAAACAGCUGCCAACACUCCACACAUUGAGCAGGAAGAGCCCACGGUGGCACCUGGCACUGCAGACAGUGCAGACGGGCCAGGUGAGGCGGUUGAAGAUGGUCCUACAGUGGCAGACCGAGAACAGGCCCAGAAACUCUUCGAUAGCCAGGACGAAGUUGUGGGUGAUGAUCCAGCUGCCGCUUGGCUGGGUGAUCCCGAUCGAGCAACGAUCCGAGAGGCAUAUAUGCGACUUUUCAACUGGUCCAAUCUUAACAUUGUUGCAGCCCUUCGGUCUCUUUGUGAGCGUUUGGUCCUCAAGGGAGAAACUCAACAGGUGGAUCGAGUGUUAGAUGCAUUUUCCGUUCGAUGGUGCGAUUGCAACCCGAGCCAUGGCUUCAAGGCUACUGACGUUGUUCACACUAUUUGCUACUCCAUUCUCUUGCUCAAUACCGACUUACACUUGGCGGACAUCGAUUCGAAGAUGACCAAGUCUCAGUUUGUCCGCAACACCAUGCCCACUAUUCAUCGAGUGGCAAUGGAUGCUGCCCCCGAGGGAUUCGAAACUCUGCGCCCGAUUCGCUCCAGAACCGAGAAUCGACGCCCGGAAUCUGUAUCUGCCCCUACAUCGGCACGCUCUGCAACUUUCCCAGGCGAUGUCACUCGCAACUCUUUAGACAAAGACAGCGAGGCUAAUGUUGACGCGGGACCAUUGGUUAACACGCCAUUCAAUGGAACCGUGAGAGCAUGGGAACAACAAGUGGAGAUUGUUCUCAAGGAGUUUUAUACUUCAAUUCAGAAACAGAGGCUUCCUCUCUUCGGCGCUCAGCCAGAGAGGGAGGUCUCACGUAUAGCAUCCAACAACUUUCUGGGUCCAUCUUCCAGCAUGCUUCGCAGAAGUCCCAGCACAAUUAGCAAGAGUGGUUCUGACAUCUAUCCCCGCGGCCGCUCUGCUGAUUCGCGCCAUGGAGCUGCACGGUGGUCAUCCAAACCUCGCUCGCGUGCUGGUCGGUUGUAUCCUCCUUCGAUGAUGGGCUCCAGUCGAACCAGCCUGGAUGAUCAAUCUUCAGUUUGGAGUCCAACAGGUUCCAGCACCUGGAGCAAGUAUUCUCUGGGGAAAUUUACCUCAGCUUCAGUGGAUUCCUUUGGUUCGGACUUCCCCCGCGGGGACUAUCAGCAAUCUAUUGGGUUCGCCAAUGCUCUGAGUCAAGCCAUCAUUCGCGAAGACACGGCUACUUCUGUAUACAGCUACGAAGAGCCAGCCACCCCCUUGCUUGCGGACGAGACCUUGGCCCUUGCCGGUGCUCCCUGGGCUAAAGAGGGAAGUCUGAAGCACAAGCAUCAUUUGGAUGCAGUGGACAAGAGAGCCAAAGACCGCAAUUGGAAUGACUGCUUUGCGGUCAUCCAACAAGGUUGGAUGCGUCUGUUCUCAUUUACCAACACCACCAAGUCCAUGCGGGCUAAAGCCAAACAACGCGGUGGUGUUGUGGUUGGCGGGGGUAACUGGACGGAAAAUGCGGAGGAGCUUUGGAAGUUCAUGCUGCGCCAGACCAUCGCCAGUGCUUUGCCAUCCCCGGGUUAUUCCAAGUCUCGUCCUCAUGUUUGGGCACUGAGUUUGCCCACGGGAGCAGUCCAUCUUUUCCAAGCCGGAACCCCCGAAAUUGUACGAGAAUUCGUUUCCACUGCCAACUACUGGAGCGCGCGAUUGUCCAAGCAGCCCCUAGUUGGCGGUGUCAGCAAUAUCGAAUAUGGAUGGAGUGAGGCUGUGAUCAACAGUGCCCUGAUUGGAGGCGAAAGUCGAUCCCCACCACCUUCGUCGGGCGCACGACCCAGUAUUCAGAGCUCUAUCCGAAGCUCCAUUGAUCAACAGGGCAUUCGGCCCCGACUUCCUGCGGAUCGGGUCAACAUCAGUGACUGGAGCCCGCCGCAACAGAGCAUGGUGGCCUCCAAUUUCAGUGAAGAGGAUCAGCUUAAGUCUCUGCAGGAUUAUGUGAAGAAUGUCGAAGACGAUCUGUCCCGGCACAAUGAGCUACGCUCUGCUAUGAACCUGGCAUUUUCUCCACGCCACCCUAACGCCGCCAAAGCCAUGGCCAACUGGGAACGCAAAUCAUCCUAUCUAUUACGAGAGAUUGUCAAAUUCCGCACUUAUAUCGAUUCCCUGCGCAACGCCAUCAACUCCAAGGAGAAGAUCUACGCUUCUUCCAGUGAUACUCCGACUCCAGCUGAGGAGGUGACUAUGGAGCAAGCUGCCGUCGCAUAA